Phasianus colchicus (ring-necked pheasant) is the source of this 1970-nucleotide messenger RNA. Lineage: Eukaryota; Metazoa; Chordata; Aves; Galliformes; Phasianidae. The record is from RefSeq and is a predicted model, not a curated record.
UCUGCCCUCCCCAUCCCCUCCUACUCCCGCUCGGCCCGGCCCGGCCCGGCCCCGCUCGGCGCUGUGAUUGGGCGGAAGAUGGCGCUGGGCGGAUGGAAAUCCUAAUGACAGUCUCCAAAAUCGCCUCCAUCUGUACCAUGGGCGCCAAUGCCUCAGCUUUGGAGAAAGAGAUUGGUCCAGAACAAUUUCCAGUCAAUGAACACUAUUUUGGUUUAGUUAAUUUUGGGAAUACAUGCUACUGCAAUUCAGUUCUUCAGGCACUUUAUUUUUGUCGUCCAUUUCGAGACAAAGUCUUAGCAUACAAGAGUCAACCAAGAAAAAAAGAGAAUCUCCUUACAUGCUUAGCUGACCUCUUCCACAGUAUAGCCACCCAGAAGAAAAAAGUUGGAGUUAUACCUCCCAAGAAAUUUAUAACAAGAUUACGAAAAGAAAAUGAACUUUUUGAUAAUUACAUGCAGCAGGAUGCACACGAGUUCUUAAACUACCUAUUAAAUACAAUUGCGGAUAUCUUGCAAGAGGAAAGAAAACAAGAGAAGCAAAAUGGUCGCUUGCCCAAUGGCAAUAUUGAUAAUGAAAAUAACAGCCCACCAGACCCAACGUGGGUUCAUGAAAUCUUUCAGGGAACGUUAACAAAUGAAACCAGAUGUCUUACAUGUGAAACUAUAAGCAGCAAAGAUGAAGACUUCUUAGAUCUUUCUGUUGAUGUAGAACAAAAUACUUCAAUUACUCAUUGCUUAAGGGGUUUCAGCAAUACAGAAACUCUGUGCAGUGAAUACAAGUAUUACUGUGAAGAAUGCCGCAGUAAGCAAGAAGCACAUAAAAGGAUGAAAGUAAAAAAACUGCCUAUGAUUCUAGCUCUCCAUUUGAAGAGAUUUAAAUAUAUGGAUCAGCUGCAUAGAUACACAAAACUCUCUUACAGAGUAGUUUUUCCUUUAGAGCUUCGUUUAUUUAACACCUCAGGAGACGCCACCAAUCCUGACAGAAUGUAUGACCUCGUUGCUGUGGUAGUUCAUUGUGGAAGUGGCCCUAACAGAGGACAUUAUAUUGCAAUAGUGAAGAGUCAUGAUUUUUGGUUGCUUUUUGAUGAUGAUAUUGUUGAGAAAAUUGAUGCACAAGCUAUUGAAGAAUUCUACGGGUUGACAUCAGACAUCUCAAAGAACUCUGAGUCUGGUUACAUCCUCUUCUAUCAGUCUCGGGAUUGAGGGGGAGUUAUAGUGAAGAGAGAUUGUUACGCCUCGCAUCUUCUCUAUCUUGGAUUGGAGCAAGCACUGAAAGAAAGGAAGCUGGAAGCUCCAGGGGCAGUAGCACAGUUUGCACACGACUAAGCAAAGAACUUGGAAUUUUUAAGACCUUUGUAUCAUUUUCAUUUUAUUUGCUCAGGUAUCAUGCUGACUGCACAUCUCCACUGCAUCUCAUAAGCAAAAAGAGAUACCAGCCACUCUUGCAGGAGCUUUCUGUUAGGAAAUACUGUCUCCGUGGUCCUAAUUCAAAGCCUAUUAAGGUCACUGGAGAACCUUUCAUGGAAUUCAGUGGAAUUUGAAUCAGAUUCUAGCAGCACUGCCAGAUUGGUGCAAUAGGAGCAUUACAGAUCUCUAUUUUAUACAGACUUCACAUGUAAGAGCUUUCUGUGGGAAAAGGGCUAACGGGUGAGGCAGUUGAUUAAUGCUGCACAUUAAAGGAUGAAGUCCUUUGCAUACUAAAGGUACAGUAUUGUAGAAGAACUAAAGAACUGUCGUGUUUCUUUUUUACUAAUUGAUAAAUGUUUGGUCCUUCUUUUCUUUUUUCGUGGUGUAGCUCAAAGCUGGGGCUAGUUGCUGAAUACUUUAUACCCUAACAAAAUGUAAAACGCUUGCGUUUUAUUCACUGGUUUUACUUCUGCAACUUAUUUUUGUAAGACACUGACUUUUAUUUUGCGUGGGGUUUUUGAGAUAGUAUUCCAAAUUAUAUAUUUCACUUCGGGUUUUUUUUUU